CAAGAGCCGUGUGUUGUUGUUUAGCAGCUACCGCUUACCUGUAAUUUUGAUUGUAGGCUAAUUUAGCGCUCUUGAACCGUCAAACAUAAAUACAGUGGAUUUGUUUGUUUGCUGGUAAAUGGACGGUGUGCCUUGUCUUCGUGUGUCGCAGUGUCACGCACAGCAGUUCAGGAAGUAUCUACAGUCUAAAGGAGCUCUGGACCUGAAUUUAUGUUUACUGAAGGACUCAGAUGGGACUGUCCUGUUGCCCAUUUUACCUUCCUGUCUGCCAGAACUUGAUCUGCAAUCUCUCAAAUCCAUGGUGGCGUCAGACAGUGCUUGUGAAAUAGUUUGGAGUCAGUGUCCUCUGCAGUCAAAGAAGAAGGAUGGACGGAUGAGUGGUAAUAAACUAGAGAAAAUCCUCCAGGAGCUGUGUGAAUCUCAUGGUGAAACAUGGACAGAGGACGUGAGGGGGGACCUCCCUCGCAGCUUCCAGAGGCAUGGAGACCUAGUCCUGCUGGGAGACAACUGCUUCUCCCUGCCACUGUGGAAGAAAAUGGAUGAAGAGCUAUGGAGUGCAGUGGCUGACGGUCUGGAGGCAAAGCGGCUGGCAAAGAUGAGUCGAAUAUCCAGGGAUGGAUUUAGGUCUCCCGUGGUGACAAUGUUGUUAGGAGAGCACAGCUGGGUCGAACAUGUAGACAAUAGGAUUAGGUAUGAGUUUGACGUCACUAAAUGCAUGUUCUCAGCUGGAAACAUCACAGAGAAGCUGCGGGUGGCUGGAUUUGACUGCAGAGGGGAGACUGUGGUGGAUCUGUACGCAGGUAUUGGAUACUUCACUCUGCCGUAUCUGGUCCACGCGGGGGCCAGCCACGUUCACGCCUGUGAGUGGAACCCUGCUGCAGUUGAAGCUCUACAGAAAAACCUCAUGGCAAACGGGGUGUCUCACCGCUGCACUGUUCACCAAGGAGACAACCGACAACUCCAGCUGUGUGACAUUGCCGAUAGAGUGAACCUGGGUCUCAUACCAAGCUCUGAGGACGGCUGGCCUGUCGCCUGUCGACUGCUGAAGAGAACAACGGGAGGCAUUCUGCACAUUCACCAGAACGUUACCUCAGCGUUACCGAGCACGGCAGCCAUUCCAGUAAUCAAUGAUGCCACCUCCGUGGCUUCUGGGAAGACAGCUGACAGAGAGGCGUGGCAGGCCUGGGCCGAUGACACAGCAAACCACAUCGCCUCUCUUUUAAAGGACAUCACUGACGCACAGUGGAUAACAAAUAUCCAGCAUAUUGAACAUGUGAAGUCUUACGCUCCUCAUGUUCAUCAUAUUGUGCUGGACUUGGAGUGCAGACCGUCAUGAGCUGAGGAGAUAAACACAGAUACUGAGUGAACACUGUGACAUUCAACAUUUAAUGUGCCACAGUCUAGAGAAGAAAUAGACGAGCGUACGGUCCAGAAGUUUCCACUGCAGCCAGCUGGUCACUGAUUAUUUCAUCUGUAAGGUAGUGACAUCAGCAGCUGCUGUGUUUCUAUAAACAUUUGUUUAUCCAGGGCAGGUUCACCAACCACUAAUACUGUGUUUAUUUUACAGAAACACCCUGCCUCACACUCAUGCAAAUAUAAUCCCAUCUGUAAGCACACAAGCUUUGCCACAGUCACAACCUUACCUGUUGGCUGCUGGAUAACAGUAGUGGGUUAAGGUGCCUUGCUCAACGGCACCUUGUUGUUGUGUUAUACUCACUUAAUUUCCCUGCUGUGUUUGAUCACCAGAUCUCUUGUGGCUGGCUGAAAUGAAAAGCUGUAGACGUAGACGUGACUCACGUCACAUCAGUGUGCUGGUAAUUACAGGAACACCCAAACAUAUAAAACUCCAAUAUUAUGACUUGUACUGCCACAGGGUUCAUUAUGUGCAGUGAAUUACAGGUCAACCUCUACAAGAUUGUUUUAUGUUACUGCUCUGCCAUGCCAGUAUAUGUUUGGAACUUCAGGAGGAAACAGCUCAUUUUUGCAAAAACAUUUAUAAAUACUACAUGACAAUUUCACAUCUGAGCGACAGAAAGGUGUGAAAAUAAAGAAAAGGCUGAAUAAAUAGGUGGAGAAACAGAAUUCAGACAUUGAUUACUGGGCAGGCCUACUGGGCACAUGCCCAGAGGUCCAAGAAGUCAGAGCCCCUGGGCAAGAGCCUCCGUUUGAAUUGACAGGUAAUAUUUCAUGUUGGAACGUCAGUCAAACAGCCCCAAAGAGACACAAAGCACCUGCAAAAUGAGGACAAAGAAGGGUUUUAACACCUUUUCAUGGAUGAAAUUUCAAAACUUUUCCAUGACUUUUCAAGGACCCAUCAUUUUUUUUCAAACAUAUCAGACAUUCAAACUCUAAUCAAACAUAAUUUUAGCUACAGGGCAUACAAAAAUGUAAAGACAGAACACCGAGAAACGUCCUCACCCAUCGACACAUACUAAAGCUACGUUACCUGACAGCUACAGAAAAUAAUUUGCUGUUAUGUUACAUCAUGUUGAAGGUUAUCCACAGGAGAUUACUCUAACAAUUUCAUUAUGCACAAUGAUGUUUCCAAAACUUUUAAUGAUUUUUACUAAUUCCAGGCAUGGAAAAUGUAAUUGUGAAAUACCAUGACUUUUCCGGGUUUUCCAUGACCAAGGGAACCCUGACAGAGGAUGAAAAACAACUGCAAAUGGUUACAGAGACAUGCAAAAUUGCCAUUAAGAUGCAAAACAACUGCAAAACCAUGUCAAAGAAAUCCAAAAUGACAGCAAAAAGAUGCAAAAUGUUCACAGACAUGCAAAACAAAGCAAUGAAAAACAACCAAAAGGAGACAUACAACGCUCACGUAGAAAUGAAGCCACGAUGAGAUGCAAAAUGGCCACACUUGGUUCUUUUCAGCCCUCUAAGUGGACUCAGAGCGGUGACUCAGCAUUUUUUGCACAUAUGUGAACACUCCAAGAAAACUCAGAUGCCUCUGAAGUGAACCGCACUCAGACCUCUGUGCCUUGUGAGCGCAAAGCGCUCCAGGUUCACUUUGCUUUUGCCACAGUAUUUAACCCUCUAGAUCACAUGCUGUUGCACUGGGAUGCUUGAAAAAACAGAUGAAACCACGUCAGCCUGAAACACUUGUAAGGACGCAGGAUGAGGAGUAGUUUGGUCCAUGGAAGAUACUGCACAUCUCCAGAUGUGGAAUACAGAACACAUCAAACAGCAACAGUCUACAGCACAGAAACACUAAGGUCUUCCUCCAAUUUUAAGUUCAUCUGAAAGGAAGGGGUUUCAUAACCAUGCUGCAGGGCCACGUCAAAGUAAAAACGAAACUAUGUCAGUAUAUAUUAAAGAUGAUAGUGUGAACAGAAAGAGGACUGAGGCCCCAUCAGAGCUGAAGUUGACCAGAAAGAGAACUGAGUCCUCUUUCAAAUGAACCGACAAUGUGAACACAAAAAGAACUGAGUCCCUUUUCUGUCACUCCACAAUUUUGUGAACUUUAAGAGGACUGAGUUUGGUUGAGGGUGUUGCUGUAAUGAUGGAGAGGUGGGGGCAUUUUACAUGUCUGUGUCCAGGCGCCCAUUGUUUCAAAAUCUGUCCAUGAAUACAGAUGUGUCCAUACAGGGGGGGCACGAGCAUAGAAAUGAUGUGAAUCAUAUGAUAUGCCUUUAAAGUCAGCAGGUCUGACCCUGAUGAACAGCUACAGGAGAUUUUUGGCCCAAAUAAGGGAAUGUCUUCUGCUUCUGGAUGGGUGGUGUUCAUCCUUCCAGUAGAAAUCACUGACACUGCUCGUGAUGAAUCAACAUGUUAAUAAGACAGUUCAUGUUGUUCUUCACCUAUCUGUAUCUGCUGCUGCAGGAGGUGAAAGCCUCUGCCUGCCAGUAGAGCCAUAUUAAACAGUUGGAUUUUAUCACUGAGUGAUAGCCCAUAUGAGAUUCCUCUUAUGUGUAGUAUUAAUCAUAUGAAAUACAAAGUCAGCAGAAAUAUGCAGGGUCACCUCUGUCAAUUCUCAGUCAAGCUUGAUGCCUCAGUCUAUAAAUUCAUGGAGGCACCUGGUUGAGCACAUUUAAUACAUUAUAAGAGCCGUUAUCUAUGAUCAACCUGAUAAUUAUCAUCAGCUGAUCAGGUGUUUCAGCCAUAAACAUUAAUAGAUUUAAAGCAACACAGACUUAAAUAAGAUAUUUACAUCGUUGACAAGAGACCACAUGACAAAGGUUAUCAAUAUAUCAUUUUGGGGAGAGAAGGUAUCUCAUACUGACCUCUUAGAUACCAGAGAUCUGUAGCAAGUCUGGAUGAGACUGAGACGAGACACACCAGGUGAAGACAGUUUUCAUGCACUGGUCAAUAUUAAGAUUAGGAUUUAGACUAUUGGACCAUUGGAAAGAAAAUGUCCAAAAUACAGAGUCAGGUAUAUAUUUUAGUUUGGAUAAAGCACAUAUUUAAUUAGAAAAUCCCUCAUUUGCAAAUACAAUCACAAAACUUCAGAAAAUUUGUAAUACAAAAAAUAAUUGUCUUAAUGAAGUAAAUCAACUGGGCACGUAUCAUGGUGAUAUUUAUGGGGUACAUUUUGUUUCUUAUUUUUUGCCUAAAAGAAGUAUGGAAUAUAACAAUACAUAUCUUUAAAGGUCAUUUUCUCGAAAUGAGUUUUUUCUGUCAUACUCUGAGCCAAAAAUCUCAUCUCCAGCAGCACUUACGUACAUCAACCUGACAGUUCCACUCCUAUGUAUAUUCUGAAGGUUUUGUAAAAGGGGGGUUAUUCAUACAUCAUUCAUAGCCUGAUUUAUUUAACAUUUUAUUCCUAAAAACAGCAAUAAUUAUUAUUUUUAAAAUUUAAUAUAUUUAUUUAAAAGCCUUUGACCCUAAUAUGACAACAACUUGUAACAAUAAUUUUGAAUAUUUUUUUAUUAUCAUCAAUAUUUUAUUGAACUCUUUUUGCUUUUCUCUAACAUAAACAGUGUCACUGAGUGUUAUUAAAUCAAAUAUAUGUACACACACAAGAGGGGGAAAAACAGUAACUAAAAAGAUUAAUAAUGUGAAAAUGCAUAAAUAACAAUACAUAAGUAAUUCUUAAAAUUAAAAAAAAAAAAACUAUAUUCCUACAUAAAUAUAUGUACCACAAUCUCAGAU
Molecule: messenger RNA, 5091 nt
Organism: Epinephelus fuscoguttatus (brown-marbled grouper)
Lineage: Eukaryota; Metazoa; Chordata; Actinopteri; Perciformes; Serranidae
Gene: tyw2
Product: tRNA methyltransferase 12 homolog
Exons: 7
Coding region: 119-1336 (405 amino acids)
Biological process (GO): tRNA methylation
Cellular component (GO): cytoplasm
Molecular function (GO): tRNA methyltransferase activity
Source: RefSeq, a predicted model, not a curated record